CACAGCAAUCCAGCCAUGUCUCCUACAGUCACUUCAGCAAGAACCUACUCUGAGGAACACCUGACUCUCACCAACAAGCUUAGAAAGCCACAGGUGGAGAAGUUACGUAGAGAUCGUAUCAACAGCAGCAUUGAGCAGCUCAAGUCUCUCCUGGGUCCAGAACUCCUCAACCAGCAGCCUGACUCCAAGCUAGAGAAAGCUGACAUCCUGGAGAUGACAGUUUCUUUAUUGAGCCGUCUGCAGCCAAUCAGCUCCUCUUCCUGCUCUGCACCUACCAAUCAGGGUCACUCCAGGUGUGUCCAAGAGAUGGUGCACUUCCUGUCCAAGGAGGAGAUGGAGACAGAGUCCCAGAGAAGACUGUUGAGCCACUUCCAGAGCCAGCAGUCAUCCUCUGAUAAGAACAACAGGGAGACUGACCUGCCUCAGCUGAGCUCCCCAGCCCAGCACAGCAUCAGUAAAGACAAGAGUCCAGUCAACAGCGCCUGGAGGCCCUGGUAG
Messenger RNA from Hypomesus transpacificus, 498 nucleotides. Its product is annotated as transcription factor HES-5-like. The record is from RefSeq and is a predicted model, not a curated record. Gene Ontology annotation, cellular component: nucleus. Gene Ontology annotation, biological process: anterior/posterior pattern specification; regulation of neurogenesis; regulation of transcription by RNA polymerase II. NCBI's taxonomy places the organism in Eukaryota, Metazoa, Chordata, Actinopteri, Osmeriformes, Osmeridae. Gene Ontology annotation, molecular function: RNA polymerase II cis-regulatory region sequence-specific DNA binding; DNA-binding transcription factor activity, RNA polymerase II-specific; protein dimerization activity.